AUGAUGAAUCCGACACUUGCUUCACGGGCAUUCGUGCCAUCUCGGUCUCUCUCCACAUCGUCGGUGCGACUUUUGCGACCGCGCACAUCGACCCCCACCAGCGCCUCGCAACCGGUGCUGCAAAAGAACGCACCCCCACCGCCAACCCGUCGAUCCCCCGUCCAAUCACCACCACCACAACCCCGACCCGGAAAGAGAGGCGGGAAAGAAGGUUCGGUCUACGCAAGCUACCGUGCACUUCCGUACAACACCAAACUCGUCUUCUGGACUUGUGGCGCCAUGUUUGCCGGGCUCGGACUGUUGGCAGCGGACAAACUCGAGCAACUCUUCCCUGCGCGCAACAACCGACCCACCGAAUCCAAGCCGGAUGCACAGCCCAAGUUGAUCGACCACAAACCGCGUCUACUUGCCAUCUCGGUCGUCGAUCGUGACCCCAACCGCUCAUAA
Molecule: messenger RNA, 447 nt
Organism: Moesziomyces aphidis
Lineage: Eukaryota; Fungi; Basidiomycota; Ustilaginomycetes; Ustilaginales; Ustilaginaceae
Source: the annotation of a GenBank genome assembly